Molecule: messenger RNA, 1121 nt
Organism: Dalotia coriaria
Lineage: Eukaryota; Metazoa; Arthropoda; Insecta; Coleoptera; Staphylinidae
Product: trypsin-2-like
Exons: 4
Coding region: 289-1050 (253 amino acids)
Biological process (GO): proteolysis
Molecular function (GO): serine-type endopeptidase activity
Source: RefSeq, a predicted model, not a curated record
CCGUGACAAUUAAAAGACUGAGUUCGCAGAACGAUUUAGAUAAGAAAAACGGUGACAAGCGCCCAACAUUUAGUACAGCAAUAAAAAAUUCAAAUUCCUAUCGGUCAAUGUUUUGCAAAUGGAGAUUACGUACGUACAGAACGUCAGAACAAAUAGAAUACGCUUGCUGCGUGUCCUCAAAUCCAAACAAGGAACUAUACCGACAAAACAGUAUAAAAACUCCGAGACACUGCUUACUACUAGUCAGAAUUUAGUUUUAAUUGAUCGCGGCUUAAUCACAAUAUCAUCAUGUGGUUGUUUUUGUUUAGUACUUUGCUUUGUAGCUUAGUCUAUUUAAGUGAAACAAGAGAAGAAGGUAAGAUUAUUGGUGGUAAUCCAGUGCCCAUCAGCGAGGUGCCAUAUCAAAUUUCUUUCCGGUAUCACAAUCAACACUUUUGUGGUGGGUCCAUAUACAAUGACCAAUCGAUUGUUACAGCAGCACACUGUGUUGAAGGGUUUAGAAAUGUAAAUGGAUUGAGUAUAGUAGCAGGCCAAACAAAACUCUCAGAUACCAACGGUCAGAAGAUAGCAGUUACCAAAAUGACGCCCCACCCGGAGUAUGACGCAGAAACUGUGGAUUAUGAUGUGGCUGUUUUGCAUCUUGCUCAACCUUUGGUUUUCAAUGAAAAUGUCUCCGCAAUUGAAUUAUCAACCACACCAGUUCGUUCGCGCAGUAUGGCAUACGUAACAGGAUGGGGUACCACUAAACAAGGAGGCGGUGGUGAAGUUUCCGACCAUCUCUUAGGAGUUGAUGUGAGGGUGCAGUCAUGGUAUGCCUGCCAGUUGCAAUAUUUCUUAAAAUUAACAUCAAGAAUGUUUUGUGCCGGAAAUUUCUUUGGAGGACAAGAUUCUUGUCAGGGUGAUUCUGGUGGACCUGUCAAAUUUGAAAACAAGCUGGUUGGUAUAGUAUCCUUCGGCAGAGGAUGUGGAGACGUUGCCUCACCAGGUGUUUAUACUCAAGUAUCAAGUGUGAUUGAGUUUAUUAAAAAUGCCACCAAUACAUCUCCUUGAAUUUUAUGUAAUUUAUUUUUGUAGUUUUGUAUUUCUCUUUGUUUAACUAGAAAUAAAUCAUCUUUAUUGAA